AUGGUUUCUAAUAGUGGUAGAAAAUCAAAGAAAGUGCGAUUGGGAAAUGGGGCCAAGGCUGGCUCAAUAAAAAGCCAUUCAUCAGCUGGUGGGUCAGUGCUAUCUGGAGAGGCUAUUGACAAGACUACGAAAGUUGAACUUUCCCAAACCGUGAUAAAAGAAGAGCCUAUUGAGUGGCCAGAAAUACGCAGAUUAAGAAGCAGGUACGAGAAGACGAUAGAUGUGCACUUGACGUUUUGUCAAAAUCAUUUGAUAUUCUCUUACAGGACUGUAGCACAACAACCUACGACAGCUCCAGGAUAUGGAAGCAAACCAGAAUGCGAAAGAGGUACGACUUCCGGACAUUCUCAGAAUAUGGUGAGGGUAAAGUCUCACUCUGACGAGCCCGAAAUGCGUGAGCUGAAAGUAGGGCCGGAGAAAAGUACUUGGCGGGCAAAUAGGAAGCAGAUUCCUUGCACUGAGCCACAACCGCGUGAACUGAGAAGCAAGAUAUUCUUCGAUGUGGUUGUUUCAGAACGUCAUUAUAAUUCUCGCGGUAACACCGUAACCGAAAGAAGAAGGAGUGUGCCGACUAACUCAGUUUCUGCGCUUACCGAACAUGCUGCUACUCAACAUGCUAACACUGAGCCGCAGCCUCGCAUAUUAAGAAGCAGAACUGCCGCUACACCAUAUGCGGACACUCCAAAAUCUCGAGGAAAGUCACUGUUGAAGAAAGAGACUGCCCUUAACGAGCGUCGAUCAAGGGACAGGCUCAAUCCAUUGAUGAAGAAGAGCAAAUCAAGCAGGCCUAAGAAGAAGCUAGAGAAGAGAACAAUCAAGAAGGGCAAACCUUCACCGCGACCGGUCAAGAAAAAUAAGCCUGCCUCCAGUUCGGAGAAAAAGCGAUCUCAUGGAGAACGAUCCGUUACGACUUCGAAGAAUAAACUGACAGUUGCGCGCAAUACCUCUAAUCAUGGCACACUGUGCAGAGAGAAGAACCGUACUUUCUAUGCGAAUCACAUGAUCCAAAGGCGUUUUUAUGCAGAGGAAGUGGUACCGUGUGAUUCACUGACAGAGGAACAGUUCGAAGAACUCCGAAAACAAGGUUUCGAGCUAGCCACUCUACAAGUUCCUGAUACUCUUACCCCAACCCAACAGUAUGCUGCUCGGGAUGUCAUUGCUCACUACCAAUCCAAGCACUCAAAUAGACGUGUUCUUAAGUACUAA
Molecule: messenger RNA, 1206 nt
Organism: Cooperia oncophora
Lineage: Eukaryota; Metazoa; Nematoda; Chromadorea; Rhabditida; Trichostrongylidae
Source: the annotation of a GenBank genome assembly